This is a messenger RNA of Lymnaea stagnalis (great pond snail), 5143 nucleotides long. Lineage: Eukaryota; Metazoa; Mollusca; Gastropoda; Lymnaeidae. The record is from the annotation of a GenBank genome assembly.
CAAUUGCUAGUCUAUUGGAGCUACACACAGACUGCAAACGCUUCAGUGACGCCCUAGGGCAGGUAAUCAAAUCUUCUUCGGGCCAUUAUUAAAAAUUGUUUCUCUAUAAUAUGUAUUCGUUCUCAUCAGUAUUUAUACGAGAAACGAGAUUUAGCCAACUUCUGAUGAAAGCAAGGAUUUUGUUUUUUUGGUGUUUGCCUGUUAAAUACUUUGUACGAUAACAGGGGCGAUGAUAAUAACGAUAUUCAUAUAAGUCAACCUUAGCUGAACUUCAUUUCAUUCUCAUUUCUAGAGGUGCACUCACAGCCUUAGGAGUGAGACCUGGUCCCUAUUCUCUUGCUUCAGGCAAUAGCAACACCUAAGCUAAGUGGCAUGAGCACUUUUUACUGCUACCUUGUGAUGACAUCGUUGUAGUAUUUCCGAGCUUAGCAAGGCGCAUUCCGUUGAUGCGUCCAUGCCCAAGUGGGAGGUACUAUGAAAACAGUUCCUUAUUUCUGAUAAAUUUAACUGUGUAAAGUUGGUUUAGUUUCAAAUUUCAAAUGUGACCAUGACUGCUGUGAUAAUGACCAUAAAUGAUGUGGUACUGACCAUAAUUACUGUGAUAAUGAUCAUAACUAUUGUGAUACUGACCCUAACUACUGUUCUUCUGACCAUAACUUCUGUGAUACUGACCAUAACUGCUGCAAUCCUGACCAUAACUGCUGUGUUACUGACCAUGAUUACUGUGAUAAUGAUUAUAAUUACUGUUAUAAUGAGCAUAACUAUUGUGAUACUGACCCUAACUACUGUUAUUCUAAUCAUAACUGCUGUGAUACUGACCAUAAAUGCUUUAAUUCUGACCAUAAAAUGCUGUGAUACUGACCAUAACUGCUGUGAUACGUCUGAUUAUAUUAUCAUCGAUAGAUCAAAAGAAGGACUUUGGUAACAGACGCUAUGUACAUUUCUAAACGGAGCUGGCAUUGGUGAUGAUAGUGGGUUAGAUACUCUUGUUUACAUCUAAUUACGUUUUCUUCUUCAGGCAUUUAGUCUGUCAAAAUCUCCUUGCAGGCAUUUAGUCUGUCAAAAUCUCCUUGCAGGCAUUUAGUCUGUUAAAAUCUCCUUACAAGGCAUUUAGUCUGUCAAAAUCUCCUUGCAGGCAUUUAGUCUGUUAAAAUCUCCUUACAAGGCAUUUAGUCUGUCAAAAUCUCCUUGCAGGCAUUUAGUAUGUCAAAAUCUUCUUGCAGACAUUUAGUCUGUCAAUAUCUCCUUGCAGAUAUUGUGUCUGUCAAAAUUUCUUUUAGGCGUAUAGUCUGUAAAAUUUCCUUGCAAGCAUUUAGUCAGUCAAAAUUUCCUCCAGGGAAAAAUAAAUUAUCAAUACAUAUUUUUACAGCUCAAGUCAAUGAUGGGUUAUAGUUACAUUUACCUGACUGCAAUUCUUGUAAGUCUUCUUCUCGGAAAUGAAGGUAAUUGAUAUGCAUGAAAAUUAUUUUUCUAUGUUCAAAGGUUAUCAUUGCAAGGUCAUCAACUUAUCUAUUUGAAGUGGAUCAUUUUCUUCAUUUAUUAAUGUGCAUUAUGUACAACAUGACAUAUGAAAUAACGAAAUGGCAUAAUUGUUUUUCGUGUAAGAUAUGGCUACAUUCUUGUACGAAGAUUACUAUCAGGUAAAUAUAUAAUGAUGUAGCAUUUCGGUUUGAUUUUUGAAGGUUCUCCUGUCGUGUUCACGGCCCAGCCAACUUUUGUGAUGUACGGAUUCCCUCAAAUACUGAGCCUGGGAUGUUCUUUGGAUGUAAAUUAUGUUGUCAGGCUAUGUUCUUCAGAUAAGAUAGAUUAUUUUAUUGAUACAAAUAUAUUAUGGAAUUUUUACUUUUACAUUAUUAUAAAAAUUAUAGCAUUUUAAUCAGAAGACACUUUAUGUAUAUCUAUCUAUAAACAUAAAGUUAGCAAUCUAUGAACUCAUCAAGUGACAAUAUUGACUUUAUUAACGAUCAUUUAGAUUUGGUAAUCGCUUGUUAAAUACAAGUAUAAAAGUUGCUUUUAGUCAGUCUGUUUAUUUCAAAAGUUAUUUAAAAUUUAUUGAAGGGGAAAAUUGUGUUUGUAAAGUCUAUAGAAAUUUAUUUAUCAGUAAAUGUUAGACAAAGACUUAUAAAUUUACACGUUUUUUUUGUUUUUUUUACUUCCAUACACGUUAUCGUCAGUGAUAAUAUAAAUCCUAUAGUCCCAGAGGAGGUCAAGAAAAAUAAACAUUGUUUUUCAAAAUGACCUAAAGUUAAAGAGAGUUUCAACCUUUUUUCUGUUACGAUUUCAUUACAAAAAGAGUAAACAAUUAUUUUCAAUAAAACACAAGACCCAUUGUUAAGGGGUUAUAAUUAAUCAAAGACGUUAAUUUAGUUAAAUGAUAAAUAUCUUUAACAGUUUCAGUUUGGGUGAGGAGGUUGGGGGGUGGGGUGGAUCCAUUAAUUGAGUAAACAAAAUAGGGGGGGGGGUAGAGGGAUGGAAAUGUUUUACAAUUGGGACCGGAAAAUGGGGGGGGGGGGUAGAUUAGUUGACGUCAACAGUCAUGUUUUCUCUAUUAACAUUUUAAUCUUCAAACUUGACUGAUUAUUUCAUCGUUUUAACAAAUUUAACGAGUGUAAUUUUUUUUGUGGCUUUUAACAAUAUAAUAUUUAUUUAAUGUGUGUCUGUCUGUGCACUGCUGAUGGUUGGUCAGAACGUUAGCACACUUUGUUAGUGCAAGAGAAGUCAAAAGUUGAUCUCUCUCCACCUGUAGAUUCUGUUUGUCACGAAUGACCAUGGUGGCAUGUUUGCGAUCAUGUUGCAUGUAUAAAACAAGGACAAGGUUCAAGUGUCAUGUGCAGUCAAGAUAAACGAUAUUGAUUUAGUAGGAAUACGAUAAUUUUUUAAUUAGGGGAAAGUAAAGUGAGUAACACUAUUAAAAAUGCUGCGUACAAGCAUUUGCAAAAUCUGUAACAUAUAUUUUGCAUCACAAGUCAUGUGGAAAUACCAAGUUCAACAUCACCGACAAUGCACUCUGAAGCAUAAGAAAUUACCACCUGCUCUUCAACAAAAAAAAAAAAAAAAAAAAAAAAAAAAAAAACAAAAAAAAAAAAAAACACCCUACUCUCAAAAAAAAAAAAAAAAAAAAAAAAAAAAAAAGAUUCAACCAAUGCUAGUAGCUUCCAGGAGACAGAGAGAACUUAUGGGAAUUAUAGCUCACACUGACAAUGCUUCUAUUUUAAUUUCUGAAUGGUUAGAUGAAGAUAAUUAUGACUUAUCUGUCAUAUCAGUUCCUCAAGAUGCAAAUGAUAAAUCAGCUACUAUGUCCAUUGUUACGAUAGAGCAACACCUAUGGCUACUCCCUGGGAAGGUUAUAGCAGUUAGAAACUAUGCUACAAUGCUAUUCUAAAAUCAAGUUUGAAAGAAUAUUGCAAUGGCUACAUACGAUUAAUAAAUGAUCGAUUUCGGUGUUUCAAAUCAAGUUUGAAGGAACAUUGCAAUAGCUACGUAUGAUCCAUAAGGGUUUAAUGCUAAUGAUCCAUAAGGGUUAAAUGCUUACAUAAAUGAUAAACAAUUUCUACAACUGAAAUUGCGUAUAAAAUUUAUUUUUUCAAUGUAUUUAUUUCCAGUACAGUCAAAUGGACGAAGAUGAGGAAAUUCAAUCUAUUUUUAUCACAAGAGGCAAGAUCAUUUUAUGUUAUGAUUGCAUUCAAUUUUUAAAAUGUCCCCUUUCUUUUCAAAAAGUUGAACUAUUUAUUAAACCUUAUUUCAUUUUAACUCUUCUUAUUGAUAAAGUCCGCUGUUGUGAGUGCAUAUCUGAAUGCAAGGUUUUUACUUAAAUAAAAUUGUUAAAUGUAGUUGGAUAUAAUAUAUGUCAUUUUAUUAAUUUUUAUAUGUGUUGAUGCACUUUUAGCAAAUAAUUAAUUAUUUCAUUAUUCCCACCAGUGAAUUGUUUCAUGAGUUUUUUAAAUUGCUAUUUUUGUGUGGUUAUCUUGUUGUUGUCUUCAUUUUUUUUUAAAAGGACCAACAAAACAGAAACAAACUGAAACAGUUGCGUUCAUAACACUGUUUGAACCCGCCACGGCAAAAGCGGAUCUUGGUGCUAUGAACGUUACGGGUCAUUUAAAUUAUUAUGACACUGAAGGUGAAGGCUAUCUGGAUGUCGAAUGGCAAGAACCUGGAGAAAAACAAGCAUCCGUUUAUGAAUGUAAAAUAAAAACAACAAGGGGUAUGAAGAAGGCAACUGAAAGCAUUAACUACAUUGUUCCAGAUAAUAAACAACUUUUAGAUAAAUUAUCUGCAUUGGAAAAGUCAACUUUAAACAAAUUUGAAACGAUUGAAAAAAGUACUUUACAAAAAAUUGAUGAAGUUAAGAUAAGUGUCAAUAAGGAACUUGUAGAUAAAAUUUCUACUUCUGAAAAAGCUACGUUUCAGAAAAUUGAUGUCGUUGAGAAAAAUGUCAAAAAGGAGCUAGGCGAUAAAAUUUAUAAUUCUGAAAUGGCAACUUUUCAAAGAAUUGAAACAGCUGAAAUGAAUGUCAAAAAAGCACUAAUCGAUAAAAUGUCUGUUUCUGAAAAGGCUACUUUACAAAAAGUUGAUACCGUUGAGAAAAUUGUCAAUCUUCGUAUACCAGCAAUUGAGAAUAACCUGGCAGCCGUACAGGCACGACACAUGGAAACAGGGGAUGCAGUCGGCUUCAAGAAUGAAUUUGACCAAAUAAGCGGGCAUGUAAGAAGGCUAACAAAAAUAGUCCCAUUUAGAGUCUCUUACAAGACAGCCCCCACUGUCUAUGCCGCCAUUUCAAAACUUGACGUUGGAAAUGGCAGCAAUCUUAGGAUUCGGUUCUACAUUGUUAACAUCACUACGAGUUCUUUCACCCUUGAGAUUGAUACUUGGGCUGAUACAGUUAUGCAUGAAGUUCAAAUCAAUUGGUUGAGUUACGACUCUAAGUAAUUGAUUCCUGCAAGGCCGAAACAUGAACUGUUUGCCUUGGGUUCAUCCCAUUUUUACUUAAACAAUUGAACUUUCCUUACUGUAAAACGCAAAUUUAGACGUUAAACUAAUAAAAGUUGUCAAUAGACUUUUUCGUUUUAAUUCUGAAGAAAAUAGUUUGAUUUGGGCAAUAAAUAUUGAAUUUAGAAAUGUAGAAAUAAAAAAAAAUAAAAUAAAC